AGAUAAUGGGGAUGUUGUUGUUUAUCAGAUGCUGACGUUCCUGAUGCUGGCUAGACUCUCCACUCUGUGUCCCAGUGCUGUGCUACAGAGGCUGGACAGACUGGUUGAGCCGCUACGUGCCACCUGCACCACCAAGGUGAAGGCCAACUCAGUGAAGCAGGAGUUUGAGAAGCAGGAUGAGUUGAAGCGGUCAGCCAUGCGGGCGGUGGUCGCCCUCCUCACCAUCCCCGAGGCGGAGAAGAGUCCCCUGAUGAGCGAGUUCCAGUCCCAGAUCUCCUCCAACCCCGAGCUGGCUGCCAUCUUUGAAAACAUCCAGAGAGACUCGUCCUCUGCUAACAUGGAGUCCAUGGACACCAGCUAAACAAUGACUCUCCCACAAUCCCCCUCUUCUUCCUUUCAUUCCCAAAACAUGAUGCCGCAACAGCAACAAAAAAUACCUGGGAGGGGAGGGGGCCCUUUUAUCAAUCGUUCCAUGAUGCAUUGCACUGAAUCAGCAACAGUUAGAGGAGAAAAAAAUAAAUAAUUGAACUUUAAAACAAAACAAAAUGUAAAACGAAAAAUACAAGUAAAAGAAAGUUCCUCUUUAAAGCUUUUAAGCUCAUCACCACAUUUCUCAUUUCUAAAAAAAAAAACACAAAAUAAAUCAAUUUUUGGUUUGUUCCAUCGUUCCUUUUUGUUGUUGUUUUUUGUUUGGGUUUUCUAAUAAUUCCUGAAUCCCACAGGUACCUCCAUGCAGAUGUUUGGAUGCUGCUGCAGAGUGACUGUUUAAAUGCUGAGAUGAUGACAUAUGAACUGACUUAAAUGGAACUGACUGCCUAUAGCUUAACUCUACGAACGAUGGGAUAGAUAUAUAUAUAUAUAUAUACACACGGCUCCUAACAUACAAGACAGGAGGCUUGACUAACAUGGGAUCUACAGGGGUUAAAUCAAUACAAUUACAGCAUAUUGAGUUCUAUGGUUUCUGGACCGGCACUUUUUUUUGAGUUUUUGUUACCAUGGUUCUUACCGGAUCAGAUUGGGUUGAAUUGAAUGGGGAGGGGUUUAUUUUUGUUGUUUUUGUUACCAUGGUUCUUACCGGAUCAGAUUGGGUUGAAUUGAAUGGGGGAGGGGUUUAUUUUUGUUGUUUUUGUUACCAUGGUUCUUACCGGAUCAGAUUGGGUUGAAUUGAAUGGGGGAGGGGUUUAUUUUUGUUGUUUUUGUUACCAUGGUUCUUACCGGAUCAGAUUGGGUUGAAUUGAAUGGGGGAGGGGUUUAUUUUUGUUGUUUUUGUUACCAUGGUUCUUACCGGAUCAGAUUGGGUUGAAUUGAAUGGGGAGGGGUUUAUUUUUGUUGUUUUUGUUACCAUGGUUCUUACCGGAUCAGAUUGGGUUGAAUUGAAUGGGGGAGGGGUUUAUUUUUGUUGUUUUUGUUACCAUGGUUCUUACCGGAUCAGAUUGGGUUGAAUUGAAUGGGUAGGGGUUUAUUUUUUAGUUUGUUUUUGCAAGAAUUGAAUGUCAUUAUCGGUGUUUUAUUUGUCUUGUCGGCUGUUAGUUAGAACAAAGCUUGGUUGGUGGGGGGGGGGGGGGGGAUUCACACAAUCAGAAGAGCUGAUGUUUAAAAUUGUGUUCAGAAAUCUUCUAUUAAAGAGGUGUGAGAGACAUGGUCAGGACAGGGUGUUCUGUUGAAUAAGUGGAUAAAUAUUUAGAAAUAUUUUUUUUGCCCUCAUUUUUUAUUUGUACAUCGUCUCUUGCAUCGACUGGUGGUUGGUUGAGCAGAGGUCAUUUGACCUUUGACCCCAUUUAUCAUGUUCAAAACAACCCGAUAAGGGAAGGAGCGCGUCUUCGACUAAGGCAGCACCGUACCUCGGGGUGAAAGCCCAGCAUUAGGAACAGACCUCUCUGUAUGUGGACAGAAGUACAUUUUGUGAAUAAAAAGCGUGAACUGA
Oncorhynchus kisutch (coho salmon) is the source of this 1924-nucleotide messenger RNA. Its product is annotated as cullin-associated NEDD8-dissociated protein 1-like. Bases 29 to 361 code for a protein of 110 amino acids. Lineage: Eukaryota; Metazoa; Chordata; Actinopteri; Salmoniformes; Salmonidae. Gene Ontology annotation, biological process: SCF complex assembly. The record is from RefSeq and is a predicted model, not a curated record. The transcript is spliced from 2 exons.